This is a messenger RNA of Rotaria socialis, 750 nucleotides long. The record is from the annotation of a GenBank genome assembly. NCBI's taxonomy places the organism in Eukaryota, Metazoa, Rotifera, Eurotatoria, Philodinida, Philodinidae.
AUGAUAUUUGCCGAACAAACAUCAUUUGUCAAAGGGAUUAUUAUAAAAGUCCUUUGGUUGCUCGUUCGAUUUACACUUUUAUGUACAGAAUUCAGUGUUUUAGUAUUUGGCAUUUAUUUCGGUCGCUCAUAUCCAAAUCGACCAUGGAUAAAAAUAAUAAAAGUCUUAAUUAUAUCAUCGCUUUGUUCGUUGAUUUAUACUGUUAUACAAGCCGUUCUUGAAUUUCGUGGUGAUGCACGUCCGAACGACUUUCAAAUGACAAGUUAUAAUCUCUAUUCCUAUGGUGGCAUGAAAUUUCUGCUUAUGUCAAGUUCAAUUUUUCUUAUUAUGUAUAUUGUUAUCUGUCUUUUACCAUUGUUGUGUCGUCAACAUCGUAAAUAUUUGCCAAUUCGUCGGUCGUUUUACAUUUAUUGUUUCAUUAUGGCAUUUAUCAAUGGAAUUCAAAUAGUCGGAACAACGUUGAAUUUAACUGAAUCAUCAAAAUAUGCAACGUGCAUUGUUGAUGGUACAACAUGCAUAUUUUAUGUUUGUUUUGCUCCAUUUGUCUAUCAUCAAUUUUUGCGACGAGCGCUAAGUUCGCAAACUCUCAUUCCGCAAGUAAUGUACGCCGAUUCAACUAUCAACGAUGAUGGCGAAGACGAUGAUUUGAUAGAUGACGACAUGAAUUCCAAUCGGCCUUUACUUAAUUAUUCGCCAGAUUAUGAUGUAGAUUCGUCAUAUUCAAUAUUAGUAAGGCCAACUAUGGCCUAA